Messenger RNA from Trichoderma asperellum CBS 433.97, 1113 nucleotides. RefSeq lists its product as uncharacterized. Gene Ontology annotation, cellular component: cytoplasm. Gene Ontology annotation, biological process: polyphosphate catabolic process. The record is from RefSeq and is a predicted model, not a curated record. NCBI's taxonomy places the organism in Eukaryota, Fungi, Ascomycota, Sordariomycetes, Hypocreales, Hypocreaceae. Gene Ontology annotation, molecular function: phosphatase activity; endopolyphosphatase activity.
AUGUCCUUUAUCCGCGAAUCCAAGGACGAAAAACCGGUUCCGCCUCUGCCCCCGAGGCCCCCGAGGCCUGUCCACGUCGAAAUCACCGACGCCGAUCGGCCCAUGACCUAUGGCACCUUUCGUCGUCCCAACGUGGACGGCCUCACGCUGAUGGCCAACCUGUCUGAUGAGCUUGUCCCUACCUUUGAGAACAAGCGGCGCCUAGUCAUUGUCGGUGACAUUCACGGCAUGGACGCCUCCCUCGAGACGCUCCUCAAAAAGGUCGACUUCGACGCCGCAAAGGACCAUCUCAUUGCUGCAGGCGACAUGAUCAACAAAGGCCCCGACUCAGCUGCCGUCGUCUCCCGCCUUAUGAGCCUCAACGCCAGCGCCGUCCGCGGCAACCACGAAGACCGCAUCCUCCUCUCUCUCUCAGAAGCCGAGAACCUCACCGGCGUCAGCAAGGAUCUCGCAUCACCCCAUGACGAAGACCGCCGCGGCCAGGCCGAGUUCCUCGCCACGGGGCGCAAGCUGAGCAAGGAACACGUCGAGUGGCUCUCCAAGCUGCCCGUCAUACUCGCCGUCGAGCCGUUGCACAUGUUCAUUGUCCACGCCGGCCUCGUCCCGGGCGUCAAGCCCGAACUGCAGGAUCCCUGGGCCGUCAUGAACAUGCGCACCUUGAUCUACCCCCGCGAGAAGCUGCGUGGCAAGGGUGGCAGGAAGUCGUAUCGCAGCGAUGACGACGACGACGACGACAAUGCCGCCAGUAAUGACGAAAAAGCUUCACCCUCACCACCACCUCCCGAAGAAGAGGAAGGCGAAACUCUCGAAUCUAUCCAGGAGAAGGACGCCUACACUGACCGCGACACCAUUAUCCCCAUCGAAGGCCGCGAUGGCGAGAAGUGGUCCAAUGCGUGGAACCACUUCCAGAAGCGCCUCAAGAAAUCCCACCGCUAUACCGUCGUCUACGGCCACGACGCCAAGAGGGGCUUCCGCGAGGACAAGUACUCCAUUGGACUCGACUCGGGCUGCGUUCGGGGAGGGGCCUUGACGGCGCUGGUGGUGGAGGGCAAGGAAGGGUCCAAGGGGGGUUUUACGCAUACGAUUGUGCAGGUGCAUUGCAAGGAGCCUUGA